Molecule: messenger RNA, 3535 nt
Organism: Limanda limanda (common dab)
Lineage: Eukaryota; Metazoa; Chordata; Actinopteri; Pleuronectiformes; Pleuronectidae
Gene: ppp4r1l
Product: protein phosphatase 4, regulatory subunit 1-like
Exons: 20
Coding region: 239-3430 (1063 amino acids)
Biological process (GO): protein dephosphorylation
Molecular function (GO): protein phosphatase regulator activity; protein binding
Source: RefSeq, a predicted model, not a curated record
GCGGGUGUGUUGUUGUGCGUGUUACAGUGAGUGAGACGCACACAAAGCCCACGGGCUCGUGUUCGUAGCGGGUUCUCUGUGGAGUGUGUUCCCGGCCCAGAGGCUCACUUGGCGGCGGAGUGGUUUGCACACCAGCACCAGGAAGUGCUCUCAGGAAGUAGUUUGAGUGACAGCUGUGCGGCGGUGACAGCCCACACCGGGACGACGGCGGCCCCACAGAGCCGAGCCAGGACUCAAGAUGGCAGGUCUAUCUUUAUACCUUGAAGAUGGCCAUUGUGGUUUGGAUGACUUCGGAUUUGAUGACUUUGAUGACUAUGGUUCGGAGUGUGACGGAAUCCGCAUUACAGCCUUCCUCGAUGCUGGACAAGACAACCUAACCCCUCUCGGGAGGCUAGAGAAGUAUGCCUUCAGUGAGAAUGUUUUCAAUAGGCAGAUCGUGGCUCGCGGCCUGCUUGAUGUGCUUCGGGAGUUCAGUGACAAUGAAAAUGACUUUAUCAGUGUCAUGGAGACAGUUGCCAGAAUGUCAGAAGAUGGAGAGCCCACAGUGCGAGCUGAGCUGAUGGAGCAGGUUCCAAACAUUGCCAUGUUUUUACACGAGAGUCGGCCCAACUUCCCAGCCGCUUUCUCAAGAUACUUGGUACCAAUUGUAGUCCGGUAUCUCACUGAUCCAAAUAACCAGGUGCGGAAGACGAGCCAGGCAGCCCUGCUCGUUCUACUGGAGCAGGGCCUCAUCUCUAAAGCUGACAUGGAGACCAAAGUAUGUCCAGUUCUGAUCGACCUCACAGAACCCAGCAGCGACGAUGACUACAAAAUAGAGGCUGUUGCUAUCAUGUGUAAAGUUGUCACCAUGUUGAGCAAAGACACAGUGGAGCAUCUGCUACUGCCACGUUUCUGUGACCUGUGCAGUGAUGCCAGACUCUUCCAAGUCCGCAAGGUCUGUGCGGCAAAUUUUGGCGAGUUCUGUUCUAUUGUGGGCCAGGAAGCCACAGAAAAACUACUGAUGCCCAAGUUCUUCGAUCUGUGCUCAGACAGUCUGUGGGGGAUCAGGAAAGCCUGUGCCGAGUGCUUCAUGAUGGUCUCAAAUUCCACCUCUCCAGAGGUGCGACGGUCAAAACUGUCCCCCCUGUUCAUCAGUCUCAUCAGUGACCAGUCCCGCUGGGUGCGCCAAGCAGCCUUUCAGUCAUUGGGACGUUUCAUCUCCACCUUUGCCAACCCCUCCAGCACAGGCCUUUACUUCAGAGAGGACGGUGCCCUGCUAGAGCUACCCAGGUGUACAUUGGAAGGCGACUGCUCCCUCAACUCCCUGAACUGCUCCGACAUCAGCGGCUGCCGCACAGAAAGAACCAUCGCUCACACACUUCCCAACCAGGACGGCCGCGCAACUCCGUCCCCAGAACACGUGUCGACAGCCGACAAUGAGGAUAUGCAAAGCUUUGAUGACAACCACAGUUCAGUUCCCGGAGCGAGGCCAGACCGCUACACCCACACUGUCUCGAACCGCAACGGCAGCCCUAUGACAACAAACAAUGCUAGGAACACAAGAGAGAUGGACAAGACAGACGAGAACUUUAAUUCUUUCAACUACUGGAGGUCUCCUUUACCAGACAUCAGCGGGGAACUGGAGAUGCUGAGUUGUCGCAAGUCAGGGGCCGUGACACCGAAUGAGGAAAAGAAAGAGAGGGAUGAGGAUGAACCUGGGGAUAAUUGUCCUGAUUCCAAGUCCAAUCAUGGCAACGCCACUAGCGACCAGAUCCAAAAGGUUUUAGACUGUUUGCAACCACACAUGGAUGACCCUGAUGUACAAGCUCAAGUACAGGUUUUGUCGGCAGCUUUGAAGGCCGCCCAGCUGGACAGUCCAGAAGACGACUGUCCAGCAGACGACUGUCCAGCAGACGACUGUCCAGCAGACGACUGUCCAGCAGACGACUGUCCAGCAGACGACAGUCCAGCAGACGACAGUCCAGCAGACGACAGCCCGACUGAACCGCAGUCAGAGGUGCAGCCUGAGAGCGGCACAGAGAGCCCGUCUGAGGAGAGCCCGUCUGAGGAGAGCAUAUCUGUGGAGGUUCAGUCAGACAGUGUGGAGAGCCACACAGAAGAGAUGCAGACGAUGGAAACUCUUCCAGCUUCAGAGUCGAGCCCCGUCCAGGCGCAAGGUGACGAAGAGACGCAGACGGAGCCUCAGGAGGAGGAGGAGGAGGAGGAGGACCAGGAGGAGGACCAGGAGGAAGACCAGGAAGAGGACCAGGAGGAAGACCAGGAAGAGGACCAGGAAGAGGACCAGGAAGAGGACCAGGAAGAGGACCAGGAGGAGGAUCAGGACGACUCUUCACCUAACUCACCUAUUCCAGAGUCUGAACUGAUAGAGAGUGUGGAAGAGGAGGGAAAGGAAGACCUGGCUCACAGCCCAGGGAUGGAGGACAAGCCUAAGCUCCAGAAUGUUAUCCCGCAGCAGCUGCUGGAUCAGUACCUCUCUAUGACGGACCCGGCCCGGGCCCAGACGGUGGAUACGGAAAUAGCCAAACACUGUGCCUUCAGCCUGCCGGGGGUCGCUCUCACUCUGGGACGACAGAACUGGCAUUGCCUCAAGGACACGUAUGAAACCCUGGCUACUGAUGUGCAGUGGAAGGUGCGGCGUACGCUGGCGUUCUCCAUCCAUGAGCUGGCAGUUAUCCUGGGAGACCAGCUGACGGCAGCCGAUCUGGUUCCCAUCUUCAACGGUUUCCUCAAAGACCUGGACGAGGUCCGCAUUGGCGUGCUCAAACAUCUGUAUGACUUCCUCAAGCUGCUGCACGCAGAUAAGAGGAGAGAAUAUCUGUACCAGCUGCAGGAGUUCAUGGUGACGGACAACAGCCGCAACUGGAGGUUCCGCUACGAGCUGGCAGAGCAGCUGAUCAUGAUCAUAGAGUUGUACAGCCACUACGAUGUGUAUGACUACCUCAGACAGAUAGCACUCACACUCUGCUCUGACAAAGUCUCGGAGGUCAGGUGGAUCUCAUACAAACUGGUUGUAGAGAUCCUCCAGAAGCUGUAUGCAAGUGGUGCCGAUGAUCUGGGCAUGAACUUCAUCAACGAGCUCACUGUCAGGUUCUGCCACUGUCCCAAGUGGGUCGGGAGGCAGGCCUUUGCCUUCAUCUGCCAGGCUAUAGUGGAGGAGGACUGUAUGCCCAUGGAGCAGUUCAGCCAGCACCUCCUGCCCAGCCUCCUCAGCCUCUCAUCAGACCCAGUUGCUAACGUCCGUGUACUUGUGGCCAAGGCUCUACGACAGAGCGUCAUGGAGAAAGCUUAUUUCAAGGAGCCGGGCUGUGCCUACUCUGAUGAGCUGGAAGAGACAGUGAUGGCGCUGCAGUCUGACAAGGACCGGGACGUCCGCUUCUCCUCCAGCCUGGACCCCAACAAAGGCUUGAUGGACACAGCCCCUUUGAUUUAACCUCAGCCCUCCCCCCCCGACUCCUGUUACAGCCCACCUGCCUGUCUACCUACCUGUCUGUCUGACUGACGCACAGUCAGCGCGACCUGCAACACCAGCACCCGA